This is a messenger RNA of Iphiclides podalirius (scarce swallowtail), 201 nucleotides long. Lineage: Eukaryota; Metazoa; Arthropoda; Insecta; Lepidoptera; Papilionidae. The record is from the annotation of a GenBank genome assembly.
AUGUUGAUUAAAUCGCCACAACCGCACGCGCGUAAGCCGAACUCCGCGCCUCAGUCGAGCUGUUUACUGAAAGCGAUGUGGUGCGAACUUGAACUCUUCGGCACGCUCAACUGGUGGGCGAUCCGAACGGCGCCUCGCCGUCUACUGCCGCGUUGGAGUAUCGCACAACGGACCGGGCUACGGAACCCGCCGCCGCUGGGU